Molecule: messenger RNA, 1860 nt
Organism: Symbiodinium natans
Lineage: Eukaryota; Dinophyceae; Suessiales; Symbiodiniaceae
Source: the annotation of a GenBank genome assembly
AUGCAGGACACGGGACGAGCCACGAGCUUCGCUGCGGUGCUGGAUCUGCGCACUCACUCGGCUGAGAACGUGAGGCCGCAAGGCAGGCGGCUAAACGGGCCCGCGCUUGUCUUUUGGGACAACGGUGGCUUCAGAGACUGCGAUUGGCAAAGCCUGCAGAACAUGUAUGACAGUGGCAAGAAGCACAGCCCCAGCCAAGUCGGAAAGUACGGCAUGGGAUCCAGAUCUCUCUUUCAUAUCGGAGAUAUGAUACAGAUUGUAUCUGGUUCGUGCUAUGCAGUUUUGGAUCCAGACAACAGGCUUGAGGGAAACUUCGGAGAGCAGACGAACUUUGUGGAGAAGGUGUUCGACCGGAAGUCUUUGGCAGAAGCAUUUCCAGACGAAUGCUCUCCCUUUGUAGGCCUCUUCGGUUGUACCAUGAAGGUACCUUUCCGGCUUGAGGAGUUUGCGCGAUUCUCGACCUUCAUGCAGAAGGCAUUCCCACCGGAUCGGGCGUGGCAUGUUUUUCGAGACUUUCAGCGAUCGCUGUCCCGAGGGGACCUUACACUAUUCCUCUCCAACAUUCAGCAAGUUGACCUCUGUGUGUGGAAAGAUGGCGAAGCUGAAUUCGAGAAGAUUCUCAGCAAGCAAUUCUUCUCAACAUCUGCUCAGGAGCUGCCCAAUGACAUGCGAAAGGUUCGCACGUUUCUUGAGGACUUCAGCGAAGUGUCCGCUUUGCAUGAAACGCUUGCGGCGACAUUUCAACCGGGGACGCUUUGCCAAGAGCAGAAGAGAGUGCCCUUUGUUCAUGACCUCGUGCGCGUGCAGAUCCAGGAGGUGAAGGACGGAGAUCCAGUCACGUCGAGCCAGGUGUGGAUGCGUUUCGGCCAGUUCUUUGAUCCCGCGGCGCCUUUCCAAGAGCUACGUGAAGAAUGUAGCGAGGUGCCCUUCGUCUGUCUGGCCAUGCCGCUCAAUGGCUCCUUCGGAGAUGGCAGUAUCUACACCUACUUGCCGUUGCCCAUCGAGACAGGGCUUCCUCUACACGUUCAUGCAGGUUUCUGCCUCAUGGACAACCGCCGCGAUCUGUGGCGGAACUCGCAAGAUUUGGAUGGUGAUCAUGCCAGCUGGGCCGUGUGGAAUGAGCACAUCAUGCAGGACGUCGUGCCAAGGCUUUAUGCUUCCAGCAUUGAGUGGCUGAUGUCGGAUCCCGUACGCGCUGGAGAUUAUGGCCCUGAACUGCGGGAUGUGGAAGUGUUCAACCUGUGGCCGAGGGGUGACACAAUCAAGGAGCUCGUCCUUCCAUGCAUCGCAGAGUUCACGCGCCAGUGCACGCAGCGGCCCCUUCUCCGGGAUGUGGAGGGCGAGCUGGUUUCUCCGGCGGCGGCUCACCUGCUGGAUCUGCCUACCCGACCUCUUCAGCAUCUGCGAGGUGACUUGCAGCGCUGGUGUUUGGAGUUGGGGUAUCGAGUUGUAGAUCCUCCCCAACAUGUCACUAGCCUUUUGGAGCAACAGUCUGCCAUCUCCCAACAGAAGUGCCCGUGGCUGAUGCAUUUGGUUCUGCAACAUCUUUCAGAAGCUCCGAGCGAAGUCCCUCGAUUGCGUCGGUAUCUGCUCGCCUUGCUACACUGGGCAAGAACCUCGCUGGGCCAGCAUGACUUGGAUGAGUUGAAGUCGAAGCUAGCUGCCAUCUCGUGGAUUCCUGUUGGGUCAUCGCACCAGGGAUCCUCGACAUUGUUGCCCAUUCAAGAAGCGUUCGAUCCACAUGCCGAGUUGUUCCAUUUCAGCGCUGCCGCCAGCAAGCGAGCUGCCUUCUUGGAGGGUGACCUGGCAGAUUUCGCACCUGAGGAGGCGGCUUCUGCUGUGGACCCUUUUGUCUUGUGA